Messenger RNA from Owenia fusiformis, 3384 nucleotides. Lineage: Eukaryota; Metazoa; Annelida; Polychaeta; Sabellida; Oweniidae. The record is from the annotation of a GenBank genome assembly.
CUGAUCUUCAUCGGCAUAUAAAUUAGAGUGUCAAAUAGAAUAUCUAAACAGCGGCUGCCGAUCGAAGCCAAAGAACAUUCUGCAGCCAAAACAAAAGCAGUGAUUUACCGAAAGUCGACACUCGAGAUUCCGACUCUCGUGGACGCAACAUCCAGCAUGGGGUCCAUAACUUGGGUAGUGUGUCUUAUAGUUAUUCAGCAAGUACUUGCACAAUGUCCCCCUCGUGUACCAGAAUACUCAAAGCCCCAGGAGAACAGACUGUGGAGAAAUACUCCCAUGUACGACCUGAUUAUCUAUGGCACAAAGCCUGGAGAGGAGCUCAUGCCAUUAAAACAAUACAAUGUUGCUGUAAGAUCUCUUAACCCAAAGAAAUCUUUCCUCAAAUUUCGACUGGUCUCCGAGUCCGAAGAUGAAGUUUGUGGUUUCGGCCAUUUCCGCCAGAAGCCGUAUGACAAGUAUCAAACUUGGGAUGAAUGUCCUUUCAUGGUUACCAACCGAGAUGAUAAUAAGAAGCCAAUGUCCAAAACAACAAUUAGAUGGACGAGCCCUGAAUGUGGAUGUGUCACAAUAAGCGCUGUAAUUAUUUCGGACGAUGAGACCAGUCACAUUGCCAAUGAUGACCAUUUGACAAAGAGAUUCUGUAUACAAGGUGUGAAGCCGGUUAACAAAACACCUAAGGAUGACAAGGAGCUGCCUGUUGUGAAAUUGCCUCCACUUUUAGUAAGAGGCGAGCCCAUAAUACCAGAAAAAUCUGUCAACCAUGUUGUACCAUCUAAAAACAAUGUUGAAAAGGAAUGGAUUGGGCUUGAAGAUGAGGAGCCAUACUAUGACAUGGAUGAAGAUGAGGACUUUGACUACAACAGUUAUGAUGAAGGACUCUCCGAAAAAGACAGUGGCAUUGAGAAAGAAGACGACCCUUACUACGAUGAUUCAUCCUAUGAUCUUUCUGCGGAAUCAGACAACAGCUUUGAUUAUACAUUGGAAGAAACGGACAAAGACAAUUUUUCUGAUGAGUCUAUUGAAAGCAGCCCUGAAGAUGAGUAUGAAUCAGAAUACCUUGAUGGUUAUGAUGGAAGUAAUGAGGACAUGAGUAUAAGUGAUGAGGAGUUCGAAUAUGAUGAUUCCCACAUGGUUGGUGUUGGUGAAGAUGCUAGCGAUGAGAGCGAAGAUAGUGAUUCAGAUGAAAGAAGCAAUGAAAUGGAGAAGGCACUUGGCAGAGGGUGGCAAUGGUGGAAAAGGGUCGGUGGGAGAUUGGGAGGCAUGUAUCCUCGCAAAGGAAGACACCACCACAAUAAACCAGGCCAUUUCCAUAGAGAAAAAAUUGCAAUGGUUGGCAAAACAGUCAAAAAGCAUUUAGACAAAGCAAAGGGUAUGAUUGAAAAGAUUGGAAAUGGAAAUGCUGGUGGAAUGUGGAGAAAUAUAGAACAGGGUAUACAGGCAGUCAAGGGCGUUUUUAAACCAGAUAUGGGACGAUUGCAACCACAUAGGGGACAUGGAAUGAGACAAAAGGUAUGGGGAAUGGGACCAGUGCGACCUGGUAUGAGACCACAAGUGCCAAAACCUAUGAUACCUGGUAUGAAACCCCGAUGGGCAGGGAAACACACAAGACCAGGCCACAGGGGGCACCAUAUGAGACCUUGGCAAGGACACAGACACCAUGAGAGAAGCAAAGACUGGAGUCAAAGAGUGGAGCACAUUUGUGCAAAGAUUAGUGAGGAAAGUAACAUGGGUACCUUUAAGCCAUGGGGAUGGAAAGCCAUGUGGCAUCGUAUUGAACAGUUCUGGGCAAAGGUAGAUGGCGAUGAAGACACAGACAUUGAAGAGAUAGCUCGGGAAAAUCUUGAGGCUAGCAAAAAGUGUUGUGCUGAGGCUGGUGAUGAACGUAUGGAUUGUUUCCAAGAUCUGAAGGAAAGGAGGGUCGACAUGAUGUGUGAGAAGGGACUACCUGCAAAUAGUGGACGAUGGAUCAAGCCAUGCCUUAAUAUUGCCAUUGAGAAAUGCUGCGACUUUAAAGGUGAAGAUCGCUAUGACUGCUUCAAUGAAACCAAACAAGAAUGGAAGGCUAAAGCACAAAAGACUAACACUGGGUGGCACAAGAAGUUCUGGGGAAAGGAGAGUUCUGAUGAGAGUGAUGAAAAGUAUUCAGGAGAAUCUGAAUCUAGUGAAGCCUCAUCCAGUGAAAGUUCAGAAGAUUCACAAACAUCCUCGUCCUCCUCAUCAUCAUCAUCUAAGUCAUCAUCAGCAAAAUCCUCAUCAGCAAUAUCAGCAUCCUCCAACGAAGAACUAGAUAGUGCCAUUGACGUUGUGAUGGAUGAAAUUGAUGAACUGGAAUUCUCUGAGGAUGAACUAACGAUAGAUGAUCUAAAAGAAGCGGAAAAUGACACAGUUGAUGAACUUGAUGAGAGUGUUGAGGUUACUGAUAGUGACAGCGAUGAGGAUGACUCUAGUGAGGAAGGGAAGAAGCCAUGGGGUAGGAGACGCAAACAUAAACACCACCCAAGACACAGAAGAAGGGGAAGAGCAAUGGUAUUGAAGCAUUACUGCUGUAGAGCAGGAUUCAUCAUAGCGAAGAAGAGCAACAGAACGGCAGUGUGCAGGAACAGAGCCAGAGAUUUUGUCAUGAAGUUCAGAAGGUUAACAGGAAUGGCCAAGAGAAUUUGUUUCGUAUCAUUCAAUAAAUGCUGCAGCAAAAUUUCAACACCAAAACCAACAAUAACAACAGUCAAACCAACUACCACAACAACUGCAAUGUACACGACUACCACAGAGGCAGAAGAUUUGGAAGAAGUUGCCAAUGAAAUCUCUGAAAUAGAGUUCUCCAGAGGUGAGAUCAGUGAUGAUGAUAUAGAGCAGGCAGAAAGGGAGACUGUUGCUGAGCUGGAAGCUGAUGAUGACAUAGAUGAUGAACAGGAAGAGAAGAUGCAGAAAGACAAAGGACGACCAAUGAUGCGCAAACAUAAGAGGAAACACCAUCGUAGACGUAGAGGAAAAAAUAUACCUCUGCUGAAGAGAAAAUGCUGUAGAGCGGGACGCAUGCAGGCCAGAAAGGAGAAGACCCAUGAGACAGCUGUCUGCAAGAGUGAUGCAUUUGGCUUCUUGAAGAGACUUAAGAGAGUUGGACCAUUCGCAAAGAAGAUUUGUUUCUUCAGCUUCAAAAAAUGUUGUAGUUAUGAACCUAGGACCACAACAACUACGGCACCUACCACCCCUAAGCCUACAGCUACAACCACAGAUGACUACUCAUAUGAGGACAUGUUUGACAUGGACGACCUGAGUGAAGAGAAUUAUUAAGAAUAUACCUGAUGAUCAAACCAAUCUGAGAUGCAGUAUAACCAGUGUAAGUGGAACACCCCUGGGACCUCUAAAUAGUGUUCCACUUUACAG